AUAGCAUAUCUGGUUUGUUAUGGACUUUUGUCAUAUCUGUGAAACAGACUGGAUGUGACCCUGUGACCCCUGGUUGCCAGGGAGAGAGCGGUGGGGCCAUGGCUGCUGGGGCUACAGUCGGGGAGAGCCAACUCCAGAGGAUUAUCCGAGAUCUGCAUGAGGCUGUUGCAGAGCUUGCAAAGGAGUACAAGGAAAGUGGGGAGCCAAUCACAGAUGACAGUACCAACCUGCACAAGUUCUCCUACAAACUGGAGUACCUGCUGCAGUUUGACCAGAAGGAGAAGACCACAUUUCUUGGUACAAAAAAGGAUUAUUGGGAAUACUUCACUGAGUGUCUGGCUAAAAUCAAAGGAGCCAAUGAUGGGAUCCGCUUUGUCAAAUCCAUCACUGAGCUGAAGACAUCUAUGGGGAAAGGACGAGCGUUCAUCCGAUACUCCCUCGUACAUCAGCGACUGGCUGACACCCUGCAGCAGUGCCUGAUGAACCAGAGAGUCACCAGUGACUGGUACUAUGCAAGAAGCCCUUUCUUGAAGCCCCACCUUAGUGUUGACAUAAUCAAUCACCUGUAUGAACUCAAUGAGAUCCAGUUUGAUGUGGCCUCCCGGGGUCAUGAUCUUGAUGCUUCCUGGCCCACCUUUGCAAGGAGAACACUGGGAAGUGCCAACUCUCCUGGCCACAUGUGGAAAGCACCAAGUCGCAGUUCCAGUAUUAACAGUCUGGCCAGCACCUACUCCCAGCAAGCACAUGAGUUCCCCUCCAGCCCUGACUUUGGUCAAGGUCUGCUCAAUGACCUGAACGAGUCUCUGCCUGUCUGCAACGAGGAUGUCAGCACAGUUGAAGAUCUUCGCCUUGAGCUAGACCAGUCAGAGCUGAAGCAGCGAGAGCUCCUAGAUAAGGUGCGGCAGCUGGGUGAGGAGGCCGAUGAGCUCAGGGGUGUAGUCGUGCAACUCCAGAGUCAGCUGGAUGUGUCCCUUACCGCCCAAGAGGAGCAACAAGGCUUGCAGGGAGAUCUCAAAGCUCUGCAGGGAAGAGAAGAGGCCCUGUCCAGAGAGGUGGAUGCACUCAGGAUUGGGGAAAAAGCCAAGGAGGCUGAACAACAACUGCUCCAGGAAAAGUUGGCAGCUGCUGAGGGGAAGAACAUAGAGCUCAUGGCCAAGUUGGAUGGGGUUCUGAAUGAGAAGGGCCAGCAGGCAACCAGCUACUUUGAUUCAGCUCAGAAGAUACACGAGUUGCUGGACAGAUUAAAAGAGGCAGAUAGAGGAAAGAUGGAAGCUGUAGCUGAGGUAGAGGAGAAGAAGAGACUGGCAGAAAGGCUAGAGGAUGAGCUGAGAAUCAAGGAUGCAGCUGCAAAGCAAGCUGAAACAAAACUCGGAGCUUUAGUUACAUCCGUGUCUGAGGAGAAGACCAAGUUGGAGGCGAAAGUGGAGAAACAGUGCGGAGCCAUUGAUAAGCUGCAGGGGGACCUGACAGUGAGAGAGAAGGAGGCGAGCAACCUCCAGAUGCAACUGCAGGACCUUCAAAGAUCUCUAGAGGAGAAGGAGAAAGAUGUGCAGGAGGUGAAGAUGAAGGCACACAAAGAUAAAGAUGAAAUGCAGAAGAAUGCUAGUGGUUUAAAAGAGUCUUUAGAAGCAGACGUCACUGCCCUUAAGGAGCAGCUAAAGAGGAAAGAGGCAGAGUUUACCUCCAGCUGCAAGACACUACAGCAGCUAGAAGCCAAAAACCAAAGCCUGAUCAAAGAGAGGGACAAACUGACCACUAACAUUGUUGAGCUGGAGGGUAACGUCAAAGAACAAGUCAUGAAGACAGAAGAAUACAAGACGCAGUGCGGCAAUCUAAUGGAAUUAAAUAAGAAACUGAUGACCACGGCGAAGAGAAACGAGGAGCUGAAGAAGGAGAUGGCGGAAAACCGAACAGCGCUUGAAGCCGAAUUAGCUGCUCUAAGAGCUUCUGAGAAACAGCUUCGCGGCCAGCUGGAUGACACCAAGAUGACAGUGGAUGAAAAAGAGAAGUGCUUGCGUGAGGAGAACCGCAAGCUGGAUGAGAGUCUGCAGCGAGCCACGAUGGCCUUAAAGCUCUCUGAGACCACGUCAAAGCGGCUGGAGCAUGAGAACCAGAGUGUGAGAGAGGAGCAGGAAACUGUGAAAGCAGCUCUUAACCGCAUGCAAGCCGACCUGAGAAGUGUUAACGGGCAGAUUGGAGAUUUGGAGAAGAACUUAGGAUCGUCACGCAAGAACGAAGCAAGACUUCAAGAACAGCUUCAAGCCAAAGAGGCCCAGCUAGAGGGUAAAGAGAAGAACCUUGUUGAGCUGCUGUCCAGCCUAACAUCUCUAGAGGCCAGGGAGAAGGAGCUUGAGAUUGCUAAAGCUGAUGCAGAGGCAACUUGCGCUAAACAGACAGAGUUGAUUGAAAGAGUUACCUCUGACAAGCGGGCGAUGGAGAAAUCUCAGCUGGAGAGGAGCGCAGUCCAAUCCAAAGAGAACCAGGAAGUGACAGGCAAACUUGAAGGCCAAUUGGAGGUGUGCAUGAAAGAAGUGUCAAGGCUCCAGGCAGAGAUCCUGGACCUCAGGGUGCGGGCACAGAGGUCUGAGGAGGAAAGGAUAAAAUCACAAGCGCAGCUGGAGGUGACGGAGGCCCAAAGAGAUGAGCUCAGGACUCUGACGGAGCAUCUUAAAGCCCAGACAGAGGCGCUGAAUCAAAGGCAUGUAGCGGAGCUUAUGGAGUGCAAAAAGAAAGAGGAGGCUCUGAUUGAACAGCGUGAUAGUGAAGUAGCCGCCCAUGCCGAGUUGUCCAUCUCUUCGGCUGCCAUCCGAGAAGAGCUGUCCAACCUCAAGGCAGAAAAUCGCAAGCUAGCAUCAGAGAACAGCGAGACACGUGACGGUCUACACAGGGCAAACACAGAGAUGGCGGAGCUUGGGAUGACAAUCUGUAAGCUAAGUGCAGAAAAGGAGGAGGUUACAGAGCAUUGGGCAGGGGAUGCCGCCAGGAUUGAAGAACUGAAGACAGAGGUGGAGCGACUGGAAGAGAGCCUGUCAGAACUACAGCUGGAGAACACCAAACUAAAAGAAGAGCUGACAGAGAAGGUGAAACUCCCAGAGACCAUCAUGGCGCUCCAGGAGCAGCUGAACAAGACCAGGAACCAAAUGCAGAGCGUCAAGGACUCUAACCGAGAGGAGGUGGAGGCCACCAAGUUCCAAAUGAGCUCGGAGAGCAUGAAUCAUCAGGUCCAGAUGAAGAGUGUAAAUGAGCAGCUGGACAAGAUGAAAGCCCAGCUGCAGGAGGAGUCGAAGAAUGUGUCCAGCUUGCGGGCCAAAGUGUCUGAACUAGAGGCUGUUAAUGAGAAGUACCUGCAGCUAACUGGUGAGAAAGAUGCUCUCAUCUCAAAGACAGAAACAUCCAUUUGUGAGAGUGAGAGCGAGAUUCAGCAACUGAGAAAUGCAGUAACCAGUGCUGAAGAAGCCCACUCGGCUCUGCAAAAGGUCUGCGAGGAUUUGAAGCAGAAACUUGACAUAGAAGAAGCUGACAAACAAAGCCAGUGCCUGAAGAUGUCUGCAGAGAUCGAUGACCUCAACAGAACCAAGGUCAACCUCGAAGAGCGGCUCAUCGAGCUUAUAAGGGACAAAGAUGCUCUUUGGCAGAAGUCAGACGCUCUGGAGUUUGAGCAGAGACUACGAGCAGAGGAACGCUGGUGGUUGGUCGAUAAGGAUGCCACGAACUGCCUCGGCUGCCAGGGCCAGUUCACCUGGUGGCUGCGCAGACAUCACUGCAGGCUUUGUGGUCGCAUCUUCUGCUACUACUGCAGCAACAACUUUGUGAUGACCAAGCACAGUGGGAAGAAGGAGCGCUGCUGCAGGGACUGUUACACUCAGCACAGCGUGGUGGUGGAGAGGUUCACAGAGGCAGAGCUGAGUCCCUCAGACGUUCAGCCUCCUCCACCUGGAGCUGGACCUCAGCCACCACCAGAACCGGCCCCGUAUAAACCCAUUCCAAGGGUAACAGUUUCAGAACCCAGCAACAGAUCUGAAGAUGGAGCUUAUGACAUAAUUACAGAGGAGGAAGUGAACGGCGUCUACGACAGUGACACCGUCUCCCAGACCACAGGUGGCUCCCUAGAGGGAGAACAAGACAGACCGCCUCCAGGAGCUCUAGAUAUAGGAACAAGAGAUAUGACCCCUGAUGACCCUGAAGAGCAUGUUGCCACUGUUCAGGAUUCAGAAAUCAACCUUCUCAAAUCAGGAGAAGUCACAAUGGCUGUCCCUCUCACCAUUGAAGACAUUUCUCAGUUUGGCGACGGUUCCAGGGAAAUUUUUAUCAAGUCCAGCUGUUACAGUGUGAUAACUGUUGCCGUGGGUGACUGCGGGCCAACCAUCAGCUGGAUGUUUUCCUCAGAACCUAAGAGCAUCUCCUUUAGUGUGGUCUACAGGGAAUCUACUGACACUCAUGUGGAACAGUCAAAGGUCCUGAUUCCUCUGACUCGCUGCAAUUCCAGUAAAGAGACAAUUCAGGGACAGCUGAAAGUCCGAAACCCCGGCCUCUACACGCUCAUCUUUGACAACUCCUUCUCACGGUUUAUCUCCAAGAAAGUCUUCUACCAUCUGACCAUGGAGAGGCCCAUAAUCUAUGAUGGAAGCGACUUUCCCUGAAGCUGGAUAACUCCCACUGAGGCAUCAUCAUGAAGUCGGCGGCUAAAGGGAGACAAAUAAGUGAUAAGAUUGCAAAUUCAAUGAUUGAAUGGAAUUACUCCAAGUAUUUUAUGUUUUCUGUACUAUUUAAGUGUGAGGUGUUAAUGUUUUGAGGCGUGCUAAUGUCGCCUAAGUGAGGUGUUGUCAACAGUAUGAAAACAGUUUUAGAAGAAACAGAAAGACAAAUGUUUAUGCAAGUUUUAUCGUGUUUUUCAAAUAUAAACCAAGUAAGGUAUGUACUUUUAGUUCAGCUAGGUUUAAAUUAGUAAGUUGUUAAGUUUAAGAAAUAGUGUGAUUUUGUUAUCUUUUCCUUUAAUUUUUGUUGUUCUUUUGUCAUUUUGACCUUUUUUCCCCCCAAAAUAUGCUGUUACGUUAGGGAAUGCAGAUCACUGCUAGUAACACCAGGGGUAUGAAAUAUGAUAAGAGACUUUUGUCCGACAACAAGUAUUUAUUUACAGAAGAAGUCUAUGAAGACCCAGGAAAGAUUUUUAAAAUUUUCAAAAUCUUGGUCAGUUGUGCAAUUUUUUAAGUCAAAGCCUCAAAGCAGAAGAGUGCAGACAAGUGGUUUUGCUCCUAGCUUGUUUAUUAAUUGAAUUGUCUGAACACUAAGUUUGCACUUUGCCAUUGCAAAAAGGAAAAAAAGUACCUGAAAAAUGGAAAAAUACUGUUGCUUUUUUAUCACAAAGCAUAUGAAUUGUUUGCAAAUCUCAGGAGUUGGACAUAAAAUUGUCCUGCAGUGGAAGCAUGUCCAUAAUUUAUGUUUUUUUGGAAAACAAACCAAAAAAACUGCCUUUUUACUUUCUGUGUAAGGAGACUACAAACAAGCUUUUAGGAUCUAAUUAAGCCAAGUGCAUGUUCUUACACAGACUGACAUUUGUCGUUACAAUGACCUUCACUAUAAGUAAAUGAAUGACUGUCAGCUAAUGAGAUACAAUACUUUCAAAGUGCCUUUUAACUCUGAUUGCCAGAGAUUAGUUUUCUUUUAUAUCUGUAUAUUUUACUAUUUGUUAUCUGCACAAAACAUGACACCUGGUAUGAGUUGAUACUAUUCUGUAAAUACUUAAUUCCAGUUACAUUUAAAUCACAAUAUGCACAAUAUCAUGUGUUUCAGUUUUAUCAUUUGGAAUGAUUUGUUUUUUCAGUUUGGAUUUCAUUUGAAUCGCUGGAAUCUUUUUGUGAUAUGUUUAGAUAACCAUCCUGCGCUGAUCUCUCAGUGAUCAGAGGGGCUUCAGUAUUGUGUGCUGUUAAUUGUUUCUUUUAUGGCAAAGCAAUAAGGAAAAAACGGGCUUGCUCACUUUUUGACAGAACCAUACACUACUUAAUGAAGCAAGGGCAUAUCUACUUGCUGCUUUUAUAGAGAUUUGUUUGCACUUCACGGACAGAUCUCUUAUAUUUUCUAUGGGUGUAAAUUGGUUUCUAUGCAAAGGCUCAUAUUUUCUCUGCAGAGCUGCACUUUGUUAUAAUGAUUUUAUAAAUUGUUACAAACAUUAUUAAAUCUGUUAAGUUUACAUUAUCUUUGUCAAUUGAACACGCAGGGACGGAUUUUUCUACUUUCUGAUUUUGAAGGAUCAUUUUAGAGGAAUAUAUAAUGUGCAUGAAUCAUCGCUACAAGCACUCAGUGUAACUGGUAAUAAACCUGUCAAAGACCAGAUCAUGAAUAAAACGUGAGAGUGAGGAUGCCUCCGACAUC
Molecule: messenger RNA, 6369 nt
Organism: Anoplopoma fimbria (sablefish)
Lineage: Eukaryota; Metazoa; Chordata; Actinopteri; Perciformes; Anoplopomatidae
Gene: fyco1a
Product: FYVE and coiled-coil domain autophagy adaptor 1a
Exons: 18
Coding region: 99-4640 (1513 amino acids)
Biological process (GO): plus-end-directed vesicle transport along microtubule; positive regulation of autophagosome maturation
Cellular component (GO): lysosome; late endosome; autophagosome
Molecular function (GO): metal ion binding
Source: RefSeq, a predicted model, not a curated record